Messenger RNA from Microcebus murinus (gray mouse lemur), 908 nucleotides. Lineage: Eukaryota; Metazoa; Chordata; Mammalia; Primates; Cheirogaleidae. The record is from RefSeq and is a predicted model, not a curated record.
GGCAGGGACACAGAGUCGCGCUCCCGGCGGCGCGGAGACUCCGGGCUCCCCUCGAAGCACAUUUAGAGCCAACCAAGAUGUUCGUCAAAUCCGAGACCUUGGAGCUGAAGGAGGAAGAGGACAUGCUGGUGCUGCUGGGCGCGGCCUCCCCGGCCUCCGCGGCCCUGACCCCGCUGUCGUCCAGCGGCGACGAGGGGGACGAGGAGGAGGAGCCGGCGCGCGCGGGCGGGGCGCGGCGCGCGCGGGCCCGAGGCGGGGCCGGGCGCGCGGGCGGCGCGGCGGCGGCGGGGCCCGAGGGCUGCCGCCCGGCGCGCCUUCUGGGCCUGGCGCACGAGUGCCGGCGGCGCCCGGCGCGGGCGCGGGCGGCGUCCCGCGGCGCCAAGACGGCCGAGACGGUGCAGCGCAUCAAGAAGACGCGCAGGCUGAAGGCCAACAACCGCGAGCGCAACCGCAUGCACAACCUCAACGCGGCGCUGGACGCGCUGCGCGAGGUGCUGCCCACCUUCCCCGAGGACGCCAAGCUCACCAAGAUCGAGACGCUGCGCUUCGCCCACAACUACAUCUGGGCGCUCACCGAGACGCUGCGCCUGGCCGACCACUGCGGCGGCGGCGGCGGCGGCGGCGCGGGCCUGCCGGGGGCGCUCUUCCCCGACGCCGCGCUGCUGAGCCCGGGGGGCGCGGGCGCCGCCCUGAGCAGCGGCGGGGACAGCCCGUCGCCCGCCUCCACGUGGAGCUGCACCGACAGCCCCGCGCCGCCCUCGUCCGCGUGCUCCAGCUCCACCUCCCCCUACCGCUGCGCUUUCUCGCCCGCCAGCCCCGCCGGCUCGGACCUGGACUACUGGCAGCCGCCACCUGCCGACAAGCACCGCUACGCGCCUCGCCUCCCCGUGGCCAGGGACUGUGUCUAG